AGUGGAGGGCGGGAGUCGAGAACGGAAGUGGGAAAAAGCACACAACAACAUCAACAAAACCAAAAGAAAACAUGCAUGCGAGAUAAAAUUUUAUGGGUUUUUUUUUAGGUUCGCCGCGGUUAAAGCUUGGAAUCAAAACAGAUGAACGUUGUUUAUAUGUGAUAGCUUACAUAGAUAAUUGCAUGGAAAUGAGCGUAUUCUGCGUCUCGCAUUAGCUAAUUGGUAAUAACGUAACUAGCUAGUUGGCUAGCCAGGAUUGUUUAGGUUAUUUAGCAUUUUUUUGGACUGUUAUCUUGGCAGCUCUAGAGGCAAAAAUGGAAAGCCUGUACAAGCGUAAAGUGUUCGCGACAAUGCGAAAAAAUAAAGCCGAAGCGUCGAAGAAAAGGGCUGAAAUCGGUCUGCCAUCGUCUAUCCUCGAUGACAGUGACGAGGAGUCCUGCGCGAGCACGACCAGUAUCAGCGCAUCUGACUCAGAGAGUGAAUAUCGGAAUUCGGACAGUGGAAGCGAAAGCACAGCUGCCAGUGGGGAACAGAGCCCUGACAGCGAUGGCAGUAGCUCCAGUGAAGGUAGAUCCCGUCCUCGACGGAAGCGCGUCCUCGCUGACAGCUCCAGCGACUCUGACAGCGAUGUAGGAACCAAGCCUAAACGGAAAGUCGUUCCCAAAAAACGCAUAAAACAGCAAAGCCAAGAUUCUGAUUCAGAGGACGAGAGUGCUGCACAAAAGGCUAAAAAAGUUGCUGAAGCCAAAGAGACGGCAGCUAAAAGAAAGCAACGCCAGUCUAAACUCUUGGCGUUAUCUAAGGAGAUUAAGUCCCGCGUUCCGAAACGCAGGGGUACAUUAGAGGAUUCAGGUGACAGACCGAAGGAUAAAGAAGCUGAAGAUGCUACUGGUGGUGAUGAUGAUGAUGAUGAUGAUAAUGGGGAAGAUGAUGCCCCUGUCCCUGAAGCAUUGGUUGGCAGCAGUGAGGAAGAGGCAGCAGAUGACAGCGACAGUCUGAAGGAUUUCAUAGUUGAGGAUACGACGGGGGACAAGGAUAAAGAGAUGUCAGAUGAAAAGGCUGUAUCUCUUCCGCGCCAAUUCAUCACUGGGUCACAGCUCAAUCACUUUCAAGUUGUUGUCAAAGCCCUUAUGAUCAACGUCCUGGAUGAAUCUUUUCUGAAGUCUCUGUACAGCGGUGAUCGUACGAAGAGAUAUGCUCAGGAGAUGAAGGCGUCGCUGUUCCACUUCGAUGAGCGGACGAUCCUCCCUCGCCUGGAGAACCUGAAACAACGAAGCCGCUGGACCGACCGGUACAAGGAGCGGGUGGAAUGUUACCCCAGGGUCCGGCUGGUGAAAAUAGGGUUGGAUGGGAUGAGUGUUUGUGAGGCCUGCAAGCUCCAGAGACAAUGCAGCUUCAGUGUGCGUCUUUCAGGGCAACUGUACGACGUCAACAGCCUCAAAGAGGACCAGUUCAUGCCCGAUGACACACAGGCUUUCGAUGUGGGUUCCGUUUGUGCCAGACGAACAGAGGUUUAUCAUGUUCUGAAACACUUCAAGUACCAUUUGUUUCAACACUGCCGGACAGUGAUGGAAGAGGAGAAGACUGGAGAGGAGGAACCAGUGAAAGAAACAGUGAAAAAGGUGUUUGCAAAGCUGGAGGAGAGGGGCUGGAUCUCAGAGCAAUAUGAGAAGUUCCAGGAUCAUCUCAAUGAUGCAGACUAUUUCCAGGAGGAGAAGCUCGACUGAAGGAUUACAACAGAUGGGAUCAAAGAUCUGUAUCAAACAUCAUAUAACGGCCGUCAGUUUGAACAGUUUUGCUGUUUAUUCUGCAUAUUGUUAGAAAAUGUUUUUUUUCACAUUUUUCUUUUGUGGGCUUCUUCCAUUCAAUGUUAACAUUUAAGAUUGUAAUGAAAAAAAAAGCUUAUUUACAACAACAAAAAAAUUCCCUCUUGUUAGGAUCUAUUGCGCCUCUAUUAUAUCAACCAUUUUCUAUCAGUAAACUAUCAGAACUCCACACUUAGUGCAGAUGUAUGUUCUACUGUAUGUGCAAAGUUCUAAGAUGAGGCGGUAUGCCUUGCUACCGUUUUAAAUCGAAGAAAUGCUACUUGUGAUUAUUUUCUCUGUACUGUCCUGAUUACCUUUCCUACUUAGUUGAUGCAGUGUUAUCCUUCUAAUAGUCAAGAUAAUUCCUGACUGUGUCUUCUUCAAAAGAUGACCUAAAAAGACUAUAUAAACAUAAGAAUUGUUCUCUAUUGCAGAUGACAGUAUUCAGUAUGUGAAGAUGGUACAACUCUUGUGAGUUGAUGUAUUUCUAUCAAAAAUGCCUGUGACGCUUCAUAACACUAAAAAAUAAAAACUAUGUUGUCAA
Messenger RNA from Esox lucius (northern pike), 2349 nucleotides. It is a transcript of the gene ccdc82, whose product is annotated as coiled-coil domain containing 82. NCBI's taxonomy places the organism in Eukaryota, Metazoa, Chordata, Actinopteri, Esociformes, Esocidae. The transcript is spliced from 7 exons. Gene Ontology annotation, cellular component: nucleus. The record is from RefSeq and is a predicted model, not a curated record. Bases 315 to 1727 code for a protein of 470 amino acids.